AUUAGUUAUUAGAUCACAACAUUGUGGAUAAUUAGAAAUUGAAGAAAGUGGAAUACGUUAAAAUUGGUGACGAUUCAAGUAGGGUUUCAAUUUGAUCUUUGACUAUUAAAGAAGAAAAGUACAGAAAUUUGUGAAGGCUGAAAUACAAGAUCAUGCGACAUUCAAGACAUGAAUUCAAUUUCUCCAUUGUUAUAUGGUUACCUCUAUUGCCAGUUUUGAUGCUUUGUAUAGGAGAUUACUUCAGAAAGAAAACAUUCUCGAAAAUAGAUUUGUGCUGGGACGGCCUGACCGAUAACGUAUCAGGAGCUAGAGAAGGAGUGAUUUGGAUCUCAGAUGAGAUUUCUCAUCUUCGUAGAUUAUUUGAUCUCAGUGAAAUUAUCUCAAUGAAAAGAAACAAGAAAGAUCAAAUAACAAAUGUAAAUCAGAUCGGCGUUUCUCAUGAAAUCCUUAGACGUCGUGCUUUAAAUUACGUACAUGAAGUACAAUACACAUUGAACAUUCUACGUAACAUUUUUACUCAAUUACAAAAUGUUCAUCCAAAGGAAUUGGAUAGGGAAACAGUUUCAUCGAUACAAACAUCAUUAAUUCAGUAUAGACAGAAUAUGGAGGAAAUUAUUUUACACUUGCAAAUUAUUCUAAACAAACUAGGUGAAUUAGAUGGAUUUUUACAAAUGAGAGUGAAUGGUUUAAAUAAACUUUCAAAGAGAUUACAAGAGAUGAUUCGAAAACUACAGAAUCCGUCAGAUUGUAAAAAGGUCAAAUAUGUGACAUUUGGUUUCACUAAUUUAUGUGGAUUAGGUUGUUCAAUGCAUCAACUUAUGUACUGCUUACAAUUGGCUUUUGAAAAUGAACGUGUUUUAAUAAUGAAGAAACAUCAUCCUGGAGACAUAUUUCGAGAAUGGCUUCAUCAGAACAUGUUACCACUUUCUGAUAAAUGCAAUUAUUCGGAUUCAGAUGGUAGAUCAGAUAACAUGGAAUGUCCUCCGAUUCGAAAAGGUUUCACCAAUUAUAACUGGUUACCAAAUGUUCUCCCAAUAGAUAUGAAUGAAGAAUUAUUUCGUUUACAUGAGGCACCCUUUGUUUGGUUUGCUGGUCAACUAGCAGCCUAUAUUUUGCGUCCAAGGCCAAACUUAGCACAAUUAAUCAAUGCAACAUUGAAGAGCUUUAAAACGAGUGGUGAUCCAGUAGUUGGCGUGCAUAUAAGGCGUACUGAUAAGUUAAUUGUGGAGGCUCAGUUUCACAACUUAUCCGAGUACAUGGAACAAGUGGAUCAUUUCUUUGAUUUACAAAGUGCUAAUCUUUUGACAUUUUCAAAGAGAAAUGACAUGAAUAAAGAGAGAUAUGGAUUAGUUUCUAAAAGAAUCAUUAGAAGAACUGAGUCUGUUCAGGUGAAACGAAGUGUUUAUUUGGCAACAGAUGAUCCUAAUAUUUUUACUCAACUACCUUACAGUUAUCCAAAUUACACUGUCUAUGGUAGUCCAGGUAGAUCACAGUCAGCUAAAUUGAAUAUGCGGAUGUCAGUUAGUUCAAUGAAUAAUGCAUUUGUUGACAUCAUUGCACUUUCAAUGACGGAUUUCCUUGUAUGUACAUUUUCAUCGAAUGUUUGUCGUUUAGCCUAUGAGUUAAUGCAAACACGUCAUAUGGAUUUAGGUGAUGCCACACAAUUAUUUCAUUCAAUCGAUUUGUUAUUUCAUGAAGAAGAUUAUAGCAAACUAAAAUUUGAUGUGAUCAUACCAGAUACAAAGGAGCAUUUAAAGUAUGGUGAUUUAGUGGAGAUCACCAAGACUUACUGGAAUGGUUCAGUGUCAGUAAAACUAAAUCAGUCAAACCAAAAGGGUAUGAAAAAUGAAUUAUUCAUUGCACCUACCUACAAGUUGAGACCUAAAAUAAAUAUGACUGGAUUCAAUUGA
Messenger RNA from Schistosoma spindalis, 1910 nucleotides. The record is from the annotation of a GenBank genome assembly. NCBI's taxonomy places the organism in Eukaryota, Metazoa, Platyhelminthes, Trematoda, Strigeidida, Schistosomatidae.